AUGGCUGAUGACACCACCAGAUGUUGGAAAGCCCUUGGGGAAUAUCCUGGACUCUUUCUUCAACCAUUUCAUGUGUCUCCCUUAUGUUUGACUGUUCCAGGACUCUGCUUUCUGCUAAGCCUUUCAGGAGUCGUGGCUCAGCAAACCAAAGGGACCUGUACCCAUUGCCCCCAAAAUGCUUUCUGUGUCAAUGCUACUCACUGUACCUGCAACAGUGGAUACAAUUCUGAAUCUGGGAAGAAAUACUUCAGAUUCCGCUUCGAGAGAUGUGAAGAUAUUGAUGAAUGUAAACCACCCAUUAAUAUAUAUUGUGGAGUGAAUGCUGAGUGUCAGAAUAUCGAAGGAGGUUUCUACUGUCACUGUAUUGCUGGAUAUAAACUUCUCUCUGGGAAACCACAAUUCAAGGAUUCCAAUGAGAACACCUGUAAAAAAAUCACCCCCAAGACAACCAACGGCACAAAAGAGGAAGUGGAAUCAAAAGUUCUAAACGCUGCCUUGGAUGCCCCAGACCAGGAAACCCAGAAAGUCCAAAAGAGCACUGUGGCUGUUGAAACUCGAGUUGCCACAGACAACUGCUCCAAGGAAGUCACCUUCAGCUUGAACGCCCAAGUGAACUCCAUGAAAAUCCAUUGCAAAGAUGUCAUCCAGGGAGACAUACAAGGUUCUAGUGCAGUUGCCUUUGUUUCAUACUCUUCCCUCAGAAAGAUCAUAAAUGCAACUUCUUUUGAAGAAAUGACUGAGAAAGUUUACCUGAACUCUCAUGUAGUAAGUGCUGCUAUUGGACCCAAAAAGAACACAUCUCUCUCCCAGCCUGUGAUUCUAAGUUUUCAGCACAUGAAGGUGAAUCCCAGGAACAACAAGAUCUUCUGCGUCUACUGGAAAAGCACAAAUGAGGGUGAACGCUGGUCCAAGGAUGGCUGUGCUCUGAUACAAGCGAACACGACUCACACGAUAUGCAGUUCCACUCACCUGUCCAGUUUCGCUGUUCUCAUGGCCUUCCAUGACCAGGAGGAGGAUCCCGCACUGACUGUGAUCACCUACGUGGGGCUGAGCUUCUCUCUGCUGUGCCUCCUCCUGGCGGCCCUCACCUUCCUGCUGUGCAAAGCCAUCCAGAACACCAGCACCUCGCUCCACCUGCAGCUCUCGCUCUGCCUCUUCCUGGCCCACCUGCUCUUCCUGACAGCCAUCGACAGAACUGAGAACAAGGUGCUGUGUGCCAUCAUCGCAGGUGCCUUACACUAUCUCUACCUGGCCUCCUUCACCUGGAUGCUGCUGGAGGGCCUGCACCUCUUCCUCACUGCACGCAACCUGACGGUGGUCAACUACUCCAGUAUCAACAAGUUCAUGAAGUGGCUUAUGUUCCCAGUGGGCUACGGAGUCCCGGCUGUGAUCGUGGCCAUUUCUGCAGCCUCCAGGCCUCAUCUUUAUGGAACACCUGAUCGAUGCUGGCUCCACCUGGACCAGAAUUUCAUCUGGGCUUUCCUUGGACCUGUGUGUGCCAUUUUCUGUGUGAAUUUUGUAUUUUUUCUCAUGGUUUUUUGGAUUUUGAAAAGAAAACUUUCCUCGCUCAACAGUGAAGUGUCAACCAUCCGGAACAUAAAGAUGCUGACAGUCAAAGCCACCGCUCAGUUCUUCAUCUUGGGAUGCACGUGGUGUCUGGGAAUCCUGCAGGUGGGACCGGCUGCCCGCGUUAUGGCCUACCUCUUCACCAUCAUCAACAGCCUGCAGGGUUUCUUCAUCUUCCUGGUGUACUGCCUCCUCAGCCAGCAGGUCCAAAAGUGGUUUGGCGAGAUCAUCAAAUCUAAAUCUGAGUCUGAGAUUUACACACUUUCCAGCAGGUUUGGUCCUGACUCAAAACCCAGUGAGGUCAAGUGAAAAGAAAAUACUAAAACUAGAACAUUCAGCUCUUCAUGUCAUGCAUGUGGAUCUGUUUGUUGGCAUCAUGAAGAAUGAAGGUGCAGACAAGGAGAAUCAUUAUACACAUCAUUCCUGGAGAGGAAAAGUUUAACCUUCACUUCCUGAAGUGUUUGUUCUGCAUAAUGGGAUCUGAAUAAAUGUGCAUUCAAUUGG
Molecule: messenger RNA, 2070 nt
Organism: Odocoileus virginianus texanus
Lineage: Eukaryota; Metazoa; Chordata; Mammalia; Artiodactyla; Cervidae
Source: RefSeq, a predicted model, not a curated record